Molecule: messenger RNA, 342 nt
Organism: Lodderomyces theae
Lineage: Eukaryota; Fungi; Ascomycota; Pichiomycetes; Serinales; Debaryomycetaceae
Product: pyruvate transporter
Exons: 1
Coding region: 1-342 (113 amino acids)
Biological process (GO): pyruvate import into mitochondria
Cellular component (GO): mitochondrial inner membrane
Source: RefSeq, a predicted model, not a curated record
AUGUCAUCAUUCAAGAAAUUCGCCGAUAGUCUCUUUUCCAAAAAGACGUUAAAGUACAUGUGUACUACCCAUUUCUGGGGACCAGUUUCCAACUUCGGUAUCCCCAUAGCUGCCAUUAUGGAUUUGAAAAAGGACCCGGAAGUCAUUAGUGGACCCAUGACGGGAUCAUUGAUAUUGUACAGUUUGGUGUUUAUGAGGUAUUCGUUGGCGGUGACUCCCAAGAAUUAUUUGUUGUUUGGGUGUCAUUUUGUUAAUGAGUUGGCUCAGUUGGGUCAAGGGUUCAGAUGGACAAAGUUCCAUUAUCUUGACAAGGACGCUGCCGAGAAGAAGAUAAAGAAUUGA